CAUGAAUUGAUUGAAACAAAUGCUCUCUAAUUAGAAAUUCAAUGCAAAGAUGUUUUUGAAUCAAUUGAAUCGUUUGCAUAAAGUUUUGAACAAAAAGUUGGUUUUGAAUCGUUAUUACAAUGCAAACAAAUACCCAAUCAUUGGAUCGGAAGUCAGUCGACAAUCAAAUGAAUUCAAAGUAAUGCCAAAAAUAUAAAUUAUAAAAUGCCAGACAUCUGAAAGUAAUUAUGAAUCGAUGCAGACAUUAGUGAAACACUUAAAGACUUUAGUCCAGAGUGUGAGCGAAGGUGGAGACCCAAAGUCACGCUUAAGACACACUUCCAAAGGCAAACUCCUAGUCAGGCAACGGGUGAAUGAGCUGUUGGACCCAUUCUCGGCAUUCCUCGAGUUGUCUCCAUUGGCCGCACAUAACUGUUAUGGCAAUGAAGUGGUCAACAGCGGAGCCAUUGUCACGGGAAUCGGUCGCAUCUGUGGCCAGGAGUGUAUGGUUGUGGCCAAUGACGCCACUGUAAAGGCGGGCACUUACUAUCCUCUGACCGUCAAAAAGCACUUAAGGGCUCAAGAGAUCGCGAGACAGAACCGGUUGCCCACCAUAUAUCUGGUGGACUCGGGCGGUGCCAACCUUCCACAUCAGGCCGACAUCUUCCCGGACGCCAACCAUUUCGGUCGUAUCUUCUAUAACGAGGCCGUCAUGUCUUCAGAGGGCAUCCCACAGAUCGCUGUAGUGAUGGGCAGCUGUACGGCGGGCGGCGCUUACGUACCGGCGAUGGCCGACGAGAAUGUGAUCGUCCGAAGACAGGGCACUAUAUUUCUCGCCGGACCGCCGCUCGUGAAGGCGGCCACCGGAGAGACCGUCUCCUCAGAGGAAUUGGGCGGAGCGGACAUGCAUUGCAGUACGUCAGGUGUGACCGACUAUUACGCGCAUAACGACAGACAUGCGCUACAAAUCACCCGAAAUAUUGUCUCAAAUCUGAACCGACAAAAGAAAGUCGACAUAACUGUGAGCCCGGAUGUGACUGAACCCAAGUGGCCCAUCGAAGACAUCUACGGCAUUGUCGGCACUGACCUCAAGAAGUCAUUCGAUGUGCGGGAAGUGAUAGCGCGUGUCGUCGACGGCAGUCAUUUCGAUGAGUUUAAAGCCCAAUACGGGUCGACACUCGUCACCGGAUUCGCUCACCUCUACGGCUAUCCCAUAGGAAUCGUCGCCAAUAAUGGGGUUCUGUUCUCGGAGUCGGCGCUCAAAGGCUCACAUUUCAUACAACUCUGUUGUCAACGAAAGAUUCCGAUCGUAUUCUUGCAGAAUAUCACAGGAUUUAUGAUCGGAAGAGAGGCUGAGAGCAGUGGUAUUGCAAAACACGGCGCAAAGAUGGUGACGGCUGUGGCGUGCGCUCAGGUGCCCAAACUGACGCUUAUAAUCGGGGGGUCGUAUGGGGCCGGCAAUUACGGGAUGUGCGGUCGCGCGUAUUCGCCACGAUUUCUGUAUAUGUGGCCAAACGCCAGGAUUUCGGUGAUGGGAGGGGAACAGGCGUCUGGGGUUAUGACUACUAUUACUAGAGAACAAAAGCUGAGGGAAAAUAAGACACUGACUGACGAAGAAGAGCGAGCUAUACGGACGCCAAUUGAGGCGAAAUUCGAGGCCGAGGGAAGUCCUUAUUACUCGAGCGCUCGGCUUUGGGACGACGGAGUCAUUGACCCCAAAGACACGCGAAGAGUACUCGGACUGAGUCUCAGCGCUGCCCUCAACGCAGACAUCGCCGACACUAAGUUCGGGGUCUUUCGGAUGUAAUACUUGGUUCGCGACCAUCGAUGAGAUGAUUUGUGUUAUUCAUAUAAAUAUUUGUUUAGUUUAUUAUUAAUUGAAUCUAUUUUUCUAUGAAAUUAAAACCAAAACUAUAUAACAAUUAAAUGACAAAAAAAUAAGUUUAUAAUUCAAUAAAAGCCACAUUUGAUUGAUUCACGAA
Oppiella nova is the source of this 1961-nucleotide messenger RNA. Lineage: Eukaryota; Metazoa; Arthropoda; Arachnida; Sarcoptiformes; Oppiidae. The record is from the annotation of a GenBank genome assembly.